Molecule: messenger RNA, 912 nt
Organism: Penicillium bovifimosum
Lineage: Eukaryota; Fungi; Ascomycota; Eurotiomycetes; Eurotiales; Aspergillaceae
Product: aspartate/glutamate racemase family protein
Exons: 1
Coding region: 1-912 (303 amino acids)
Source: RefSeq, a predicted model, not a curated record
AUGACUUCUACCGUGAAGCCGCAGUACGACACUGCCGAAAUCACCCAGCUAGACCCGAGGAAAGGCGAGCGACAAUAUAGCGUCUUGAUUAUCAACCCCAACACCUCGACACACAUGACAGAAGCAUUGAAACCUAUACUGGCCAGCAUGAACUACCAAGAUGUGCAUUUCGACUACUUUACUGCUCCCGACUCCGCGAUUGAGAUCGACGGAGUCACAAUCGAGCCGAUCGCCAGCAUUAACAACGCCGAAGAGUCAUGCAAAUCAGCAUUGAAUUGCUGGCCCGUACGGGAUUUUAUCGGCAAUUAUGACGCCUUCCUCGUAGCGUGUUAUUCCGCACAUCCAUUUGUUGGCAGACUCCGCGAGGACAUUAAAGCAAGCGAAGAAACGAGCUCAACGAGGAACAAAUACGUCACCGGAAUAUUUGAGGCAUCCAUCACCGCCGCUCUUUCCUUGGUCAGUGGCUUCUCAUUGGAGAGCCCCCUUGAUCCAGCUAGCCCGCGCAAGCAUCAGGAAAAGGGCAGCUUUGGGAUUGUGACUACUGGCUCCGCGUGGAAAGAGGAGCUCACCAAUGCGGUGCAGGCAGCGCUGGGGUAUGAGGACGAGGACGGAGAUUCUAUGCAUUUUGCCGGUGUCGAAACUACUGGUUUGACAGCAAUUGAACUUCACACUACUGAGCCGGAGGAGGUGCGACGGAGGAUUAUCGAUGCCACUGGCAACCUGCUGCGGAACUCGAGAUCUCGUGUUAAGGUUGUCUGUUUGGGUUGCGCAGGCAUGGUCGGCAUGGAGGAAGCAGUGCGGGAGGGAUGUAUUCAGGAAUAUGGAGCAUCAGAAGGUCAACGUGUACGUAUUGUUGACGGGGUCGUUGCCGGUGCUGGAACCCUCAUCACAGCUCUGAAGGCAGGGUUCUGA